Drosophila virilis is the source of this 5002-nucleotide messenger RNA. RefSeq names its product transmembrane protein 94-like protein l(2)k05819. Gene Ontology annotation, molecular function: nucleotide binding. The record is from RefSeq and is a predicted model, not a curated record. Lineage: Eukaryota; Metazoa; Arthropoda; Insecta; Diptera; Drosophilidae.
CCAACUGUAUGCAAAAUACUGGCAACAGCGCAACACGCAUUUGGCAACGCACACAUGUAUUUCGCACAACCAAAACGAACAGCAACAUAUAAACACACGCCUUCUAGCAGCGGCAGUGCAUAAUAAUAAUAUUGUUAAGCUAUGCGCUAGACAGGCGUGUGCCUACCAAGAGUAAUAAUCGAUUUGCAGUAAAAUGCGAAGCCAGAACACAGCAGAGCCAGCAACAGAUGCAAAAUGCAGCAAUGACAAAAAAACUGCCGUUCCUGCUGAUGUUGCGGAGCCUUCGCCGUCGCCGUCGUCGUCGAGGUCCGCGUCAAAGCCGACUGUACAGCGCGGCCUGAGCACAAAGGUGGCACUUGCACGGCUGCACGAGGACAUUGAGAGCGUGCUGCUGGAACAUGAGCGGGCCAGCGCCGCAGAGAGCUGCCAUUGUAAGUUGCGUGCGGCAUUCACGAAGCGUUACGACAGUCCUCUGGGCUGGCUGUCCAUUGGCACGACGGUAUUGACCAGCGGCGCUCUCCUGAUCACCGGCAUGUACUGGCCCGCAAUUUGUUUGCUGGUCAUUCUGCUGCUGGAUCUGUAUGUGGUCAUCAGGGAGAGCAAUCUGCGACGCACGGAGAUAUUCCGGAAGACACGGCAUGCAUUGGGCGAACUGCGACUGGCCGAACAGCAUCUCAGCGAGAACUGGCAUGCAACGAACUAUCCACAUUUGAGCAAUCCGAUGUCGCCGUGCGUCUCGCUGCAGUGGACCUAUCGCGACGGACAUAUUGUCAACCUGCCGUGGGCGUUGCUGGUGCGUGGCGAUUGCAUUGUGCUGCGGCCGGGUCAUAUAUCGCCUGGUCCCUGCCAUGAGUUGCAGUCCAAGCGCUUUUUUAAUGCCAGCGAAAUCUAUGGCGCCUCCGCAGCACAGCUUGGCGAUCCGCCUGUCAAGCCCAUGGCACGUGCUCCGCUGCCGGAUCUGGUCUGUUGUCUGGAACGCACACCCUAUCUGGAUAACUUGCGUUUAUGUCUGAAGAACUCACUGAAGCGGCCGCCCACCAUUUACAAUCAACAACGCUAUCUGCUGGUCACCAAGUACAUUCAACAAUGGGGCUUCAUUAGCGCUUUGAUUAUAACACUAUUUGCGGGCCUGCUGCGUCUGCAUGGCUAUGGCCUAGCCACGGAUGAGAAGCAUAAUUGGCGUCAUGUACUGAUUGGUUCGCCCGCGGCUGCUGUUAUUCCAUUGUUGCCGCUUGUUUUUCCACUGCUCUGGAUAUCCAUGAAUUUGUGGGGCAUUGCGCGACUGCAGUGCUUCUUGAAGACGCCACAAGCCAUACUGGAGAAGACCACUAGUAAAUCUUUUGAGGAUUUGGACAUAGAUACACCCGGCUAUGAUUAUGACAGCAUCUCAUUGAUGCGCUCCAAUGUGCUGCGCAUCUGGACGCAACUGUGGCAGGGUGAUAGCGAGCUGCUGCCACGUUCAGCGAAUCUGGUGCAGGUGCUAGGCUCCAUAUCGGCGCUCUGCUGUGUGGAUAAAAAGGGCAUAUUAUCCUGGCCAAAUCCCACCGCCGAGAAGGUCUUCUUUUUGCACAACACCGAUGAGGAACCGCCAGAUGAUGGCAGCCAGCUAUCCGUGUCAACCGAAAGCGACAAUGUGAACGAUGCGGAGAACAAGGAGCGCGGCAUUGUCGCCGAAGUGCUCGAUCUCACACACGAUCAGCACUGUCCAUUUCGCCUGGAAUUCGAUGAUCACGAGUGGAAGGCACACAUCAAAUCACUGAAGCCUUUGGGUCUGGCCAUAUUAUUGAACACCUGCUCGCCGCUUACACAUGAGCACUAUGCACAGUUUUGUGGUCACGUCAGCGCCGUGGCGAUGCUUGACAAAGAUUUGGUGCCCGUGACAAAUCGGUAUGCGAUGUUUGAGUCCAGUAUGAAAUGCCUAUUGCAUGGACGCUGUCUGUGCGAGCUAGCCAAACAAAUUGGCUUCACCGAUCAUGCAACGGAUCGCUUUGCCCUGGAGGGUCAGCUGGCCAGCUAUAGGCAUUUGCAACCGGAUGUGGUGCGUCGGGACAUACGCUUUGCGCGCCAGCUACAGCUGUCGACCAAGGUGAAGGUUCCAUUUCCGCACUCCUUGUCGGUGGUGAUGCGUGAGAAUCCCGGCGGCUAUCUGUCGCUAUUCACACAGGGCACCGCGGACAUUAUACUGGACUGUUGCGACGAUUUCUGGGACGGCAAGGAUUUGCGACCAUUGUCGCCGCAGGAUCGCAAACGUGCAUUGGACUUUUAUCAGCGCAGCGCACUGACCUCCUACUGCACUGCGUUCGCCUAUCGGCCGUUGCGUCAUGGCAUCCAUGGAGCGCUGAGCGGACCGCUGCACAGCAACGGUCAGAUCGCAUAUCUGGAGCUGCCGCCAGAGUCGAAGCUGCGCAUGCAGCAUGUGGACAAGUCGCACUGCGAUUUCGAGGGCGGACAUCAUGUAAAGCUGAGCCAUAGUAUUAGCACGGACUCGCUGCUCUUUUCGGAGAGCAAGGAUGAGGAUUGCAACGAUGUGGAGGGCUGCUUUGAGAUGCAGUGCCAUCAGGUGUUCAUUGGCAUGGUGACCAUGCAGUAUCAGGCACAAAAUGACAUUGUUCAUUUGGUGGAGCGGCUGGAGCGCGCCUGCAUACGCUUCGUGCACUUCAGCAAGGAGAACGAGCUGCGUUCGCGCGUCUUCUCCGAGAAGAUGGGCCUCGAGUCCGGCUGGAAUUGUCACAUUUCGCUGCUCAGCGAACCAGAACCGGAGCCUCAAAAGCUGGCAAACAGCAAAGCCAAGGAUACAACAGACCAACGGCCGGGCAACAGCAAGUCGCUGAAGAAUGCGGGUAAAAUGCAUGAGAACCAUACAACCACCAACAAACCCACUAUAGCCACCAAAGCCACCAGCACCACCAUUACAGAUAGCGUUGCCAUUCAUCCAUCCAGUGAACAGGUCAUGUACAUCCAGCCAUCCGAUGCAGUUGAUGCAACGGCCACGCCCAUUGUUAAACAGACUACUGAUCUUGUAGGUGAUCCAAUCGAUGGCCCCAAAUUGAGCUACUUACUCGAGCCGCCCAACAAUUUAGAGUCCUCGAAAACGUUGAGCUGCUCAGCGCCCGGUGCCAUAUCCAAUCCCGAUGAGUGCAACAAUACCCCAAACGAGCAUUCAAAUGCUGCCGAUGAGUUAGAUGCAGGUGGCGAGCCAGCUGGUGUCGAUGGAGAACCGAAUGGAGAACGGCAUAAGCAACGGCAUUCACUGGACUCGGCCAUGGAUGAGAAUUGCCGUUCGUUGAGCACGCUCACAGAGAGCACGGAUCAGAGUGCGCCGAUUAAUUUUGAUAUGUCGAAUCGGGCCAAGUUGCCGCGCGGCAUUGAGAAUAUACGACCGCAUCUGGAGCAGGUGGACAAUGUGCCGUUGCAGGUGUCGCUGUUCACAGACUGCUCCGCGGAGGCGACACGCCAGAUGCUGGACAUUAUGCAGUCAUAUGGCGAAAUUGUUGUCUGCCUGGGCAGCUCGGCGAGCAAUGAUAAUGCCAACAUCUUUUUGCAGGCCGACUGCAGCAUUGCUGUCGAGCCGCUCUAUCCGCAGGUGUGUCAGGAUGUCGAUGCCUACACGGAGGCCAAUAUACAGCACAAUAAGCUACACUGGCAACGUCAGUGUCAGGGCAAAUCUUCAGCCAUGGACGGACCGUGCGAACAGUUGCUGGAGUCUGGCGCACGCGCCAUGCAAUCGCCCGCGCACACCGUCUCGCCCAUCUAUUUGAGCCGGCUGCUCAACUCGCUGCCCUGCUCGAUAGCCAUUUGUCGCGACGACCCGCUUUCGCUGGUGGCCAUAAUUGAGCUGUCACGCCGCUUCUCGCUGGGCCUGUGGAAUUGCAUACAGUUCUGGGCCUGCUGUGCCGGCUCCAUAUCCAUAUUGAAUGUGCUUUGCGCGUGCCUCUCGCUGCCGCCGCUGCUAACCCCGCUGCUGGGCAUCUAUUUGAUGUGUGUCCCUGUGCCAUUGAUUGCCAUCUCGUUGGCGCACAUCGAUCUCGAUCCAAAGAUCAUGAAUCGUGCGACAAGCAAAAAGCAAACCGAAUACGAUUCACGUGCCUUUGCGUUUGUCAUGUGGUGCUACGGCUGCAAGUUCCUGGUGCCCGUACUGGCCGUGCUUGUUGGCUACUGGAUGUGCAUGACGCAAACGUUGUCCGGUCGCCGGCUGGACGAUAGCUCCGAUGAGCUAGAGGACAUAGAGGCUGCUGAGAACGAGGCCGAAUUUUAUCAGUGUCUUUAUAUAGCGCGCAGUUGUGCUUUAUUUGCAGUUCUGCUGCAUUUUGUGCUCGUGUCUUUGUCAUUUGUGCAUCGUGAUCAUGCGCUCUGGCAGCGCAAUCCUUUGCGGAAUCACAUAUGGGCGUCCACGUGCCUGGUGCUGUUGCUGUUGCACGGCUUCGUCUGUGGACUGCAAAUGUUGUUGGAUGAGUCGCUCGAACAGCUAUUGCCACAGCUCUGGCUGCCUAUUCUCGUGCUAUUUGGCAGCAGCUUGCUGAGUCUCAUCAUCAGCGAGCUGGCCAAGCUGCAGGAGAACAAAGUAAAUGCGCGCUAUCAGCGUCGGGCGCGACUUGAUUUUGGCACCAAGCUGGGCAUGAAUUCGCCAUUCUAAAUGUAACCAAAACGAAAGACUUGGUAGCUUGGUGUUAGAUGUACCAAGGCUCUGUAUAUAUCAUAAACCAAACGCUUUCUAAUAAUUAAUAAUAUGUUGCUUUAGUACAUAUUGAUUAUAAUUUAAUUCUUUAAUGUGCCUGUGAAUAAUUUGUUUUAAUCUAUUAUUUAAUGUAUGCAAUAUUUUUAAUUAUUUGUGACAUCCGCAUUUCUUGUUAGCUUUUAAAAUGUUCGAUUUUAUUGUUGCUUGUUCCAAUGACAAAAACUUCUUCUACUAACAUUUAAAAGACUUGCAAUUAUUAUAUAAAUUAUACAUAUUUCUGGUAAAUAAAACAAAUAAAGACAACUGCGUGUAAAUAAGUAAAAGUUA